Pogonomyrmex barbatus (red harvester ant) is the source of this 2854-nucleotide messenger RNA. RefSeq names its product L-dopachrome tautomerase yellow-b (gene yellow-b). The record is from RefSeq and is a predicted model, not a curated record. NCBI's taxonomy places the organism in Eukaryota, Metazoa, Arthropoda, Insecta, Hymenoptera, Formicidae. Gene Ontology annotation, cellular component: extracellular region.
GAUUAUUUACACGCGUAUCAUCAUUACUCCUUAAUAGAUUUUUUUUUUUUUUUUAAUCAGAAGCUGAGGAAUUAUUAUUUCAGAUAUCAUAAGCAGACCGAAGAUAAUUACAUAUCACUUACUGAUCUCAUUAUCCUUCGACAAACUUUUUUUACCGUUUCGUUCUCGCUUCUCGUUAUCCUCGUGACAUUAACUAGGUCGAUGAGCUUUCCAUGAGGUGUCGGUGUCUAGGAUACCUCAAGAGAUCCGAAGGCAAUCGCAUCGCUUAAGAAUUAUAUUAUCGGUAAAUUUUCUCGCGGACGCUCCUCGUCCUCGCUCGCUCGUUAACUCGAUUAAUAGACUCGGAGCGGAUCCCUCUUCUUUUCCCCGGCGAUUCUUUGUCGCGGCGGAUCGAGGAGGCAGCCGACAGGUUUGCCGACCGGAUCUCCAACGGUACCGUACGGCAUACCCCGGGAAAAGCAACCGUGGCACCGGCCAGAUCCGCGCCGCCACGCCGUCGAAUUCCCAGUUUGUCGCGCUUAACCGGUGCGCGUGGUCCGACCUGUCGCGCCGUGCCUCUCCCGCGGUGUAGUGUCAUCCAGGAUUCGAGCAGAGACCGAGUGAAAAAUCAAAAGAUCUUCAUUCUAUAAAUCUAUAGCGAGAUAAAUCGCGUAUCAAAAAUGACAAGGCGGUGCCGGGUGUCGUCAAUUGUCGUCGUAAUCGCGCUUUUAAUCGUUCUGCUGGACGGUGCGAUCGGCAAGUUACGAGUUGCUUACCGAUGGAAGCAGAUUGAUUACGAAUGGCCGAACAAUGAUAUUAAGAGGCUCUUCCCAGAUUACAAGCAGGAAGACAACUUGCCGUUGGGUUUGGAGGUGACUAACGAUCGGAUCUUCAUCACGGUACCAAGAUGGAGACAAGGAGUGGCCGCAAGUCUCAAUUACAUUCGACUCAACGAUACACGCGAAUCGCCACCCUUAAUUCCAUAUCCCUCUUGGGAGGCCCAUCAAUAUGGCGCCGCCGGCGUGCCGGAGAUCGUCUCAACGUUUCGCGUGCGCGCCGAUCGUUGCAACCGACUCUGGGUCCUGGACACGGGACUGACUGACAUCCUGGGCAGUCCUGAGCAACAGGCACCCCCGGCAUUGAUCGUCUACGACCUGAUGACGGAUCGUGUGCUACGUAAAUACGUGAUACCGGCCGACCAGAGAACUGCCGAUUCCUUGUUCGCCAACAUCGCCGUCGAGGACUACUCGUGCGAAGAUUCAUACGGCUACCUGGGCGACUUAGGUGGUCCAGGACUCGUCGUCUACUCGUGGAGCCUUCACAAAUCCUGGCUCGUCAAGCACCACUCUUUCCAUCCGGAUCCGAUGGGAGGAGAAUUUAAGGUAUCGGGAAUAUCGUUCCAAUGGAAUGACGGAUUGUUCGGGAUGGCUCUUGCACCGACUGGUGAUGGUUACAGUACGAUGUAUUACCAUCCACUCUCCAGUGGUAUGGAAUUUUCCGUUAGUACGAGAUUACUGCGCGAUCCUCAGCGUUCCAGUGCUGCAGAAACGUCCCACGAAUUCCAAACACUCGGGUCACGCGGGCCCAAUGGUCAAAGCAGCGUUAGCUUCCUGGAUCCAAAAACCGGAAUUCUCUUUUACGCGCUCACGAAUCUGAACACCAUCGCCUGUUGGAGACCGCAAAAUAAAUUCACCAUGCAAGAGCAAGGAUAUGUCUAUCAGGAUAACGUCACCAUGGUUUUCCCCAAUGAUCUCAAGAUCGAUCGAAAUGGCAACCUGUGGAUUCUCUCUGACAGACUGCCCAUCUUUAUGUAUUCGCACUUGGACCUGAACGAUUAUAACUUUAGAAUACUCACGGGAUCGACGGAGGAACUCAUCACGGGCACGAUCUGCGCGUCGACAUCAUCUUCGAAUUAUUCGACAACGAUGCACGAUCAUAGAGAUCACAUGGAUCAUAUGAAUCAUAUGGAUCACAUGGAUCAUAUGAAUCACAGAGAUCACAUGAUGAGCACAACGCCCAGAAUUCGCGCGAGCUCUGCUAAUUCCGUGAAGACAGAGAUCACGACAAUGAUGCUGUUGACAUGCCUGAUCAAAACUCUCGUUUGAAGAGCGACUAUGAAAGAAUAAAAAUAAAGAAAGUAGAAUUGAAGCUAAGAUAAAAGCUAAGAUAAAAAUGAAAUUACAAGCAAAUGUAGACAGAAAUAGAAAGGCAGAGAGAAUAAGAGAAAAGAGAAGGAGGAUAUGGAUUAUACAUUAUAUUAACGUUAUAUCAGUAUCUUCUAAUAAAAUAAUUUCUGUAAUUUAGAAUAACUUUGAAGUGAAGUAACUGAAUUAACUGAAUAAGAUUCUAUCAAUAAUGUUAAAUUAUUGCUUGUUAUAAAAAUGACAAAUAUUUAUUUAAAUAUGAUUAUAAAAUUAGAGCUAUUAAUCUUAUUAUUGGAAAUUUAUUUAUUAAUCCGUUUAAUUGCUUCACUUCCUAUCUUGUAAAAGUAUAAGAAAAGUAUAAGAAGUAUAGCGUAUUAAUUUUAAUUAUAAUCAUAUAAUUAUAAUAUUUUUAUUUUAUUGUAAUAUUGUAAAUGUAUUUUUAGAAAAGUUUGGAUUACUGUAGAAAAAGAAAAUACGCAGAGGAUUGAUACAAAUUAUUUGAAUUGCAAUAAUGAACCCAGUAGUUGAAUAGCCUACAGCGAGUAUAGUACAAGCGCUUUCUGAUUAGAGGUUCGUUGCCUCGUUGAUUUAUCUUACGAGGAAACAUUUCUCUCCUUCGCCGAGUAUACUACUAUUAUCUAUUCACGCCAUCACGGCAUUAAAACUGCCAUUAUAUUUACGUAUCAAAUGUAGUAUAAUAUAUAUCAUAAAAAAAAAAGAAAAAUCUCCAA